GAGGUUAUGUGUCGGAUUAUCAGGGCUUGUCAGUGACUAGGUUGUGAAACUUUGAUAACUAAUAAACUGCAUAGUGAAAAAAGUUCAUUGUGAUUUAAUUUUUCUGAAAUAUGAAUUUUUUUUACGUGACUCAAAUCUUCGAAUAGCACCUUCCACCGGUUUCUCGGUUUUUGUCACGGUACUUCUCAUACGUUCUAGCAUCAAGUGUUCAGCUGUCAGAGUGAAGAUGAAGUUCAAAGUGUUCGAAUUUAAUCUCCGAAUCGCUAUCAUGAUUCUAUCAUCUUGUCUGAAUCAUGUAGUGGUCGUAGGUAGUGAACAGAUGAGUAUCCAUGAUAGAAUGUACUUGACAAUUGACAGCACGGCUGCUUGCUUCCGAGUCAUGAACGGCACUCACUCCUUUGGAUGCUCUUCAAGCUUAAACGGAAAUGUGGGCGUUAUCCAUUUGAUUGAAUCACCUGCUGAUCUCACAUGGUUGGUCAAUGGUACAGGGAAAGGGCCAUAUGUUGUAGCGCUUCGUCCUCCAAUGUUUCGUCAGAGCACCCUAUCGCAACUAAUUGGGAAUGAGAAAAUAUCGGGCAUGCUUCUAAUGAGUGCCCCUAGUGACCCCAGGGUGAGUUCAUUCUCCCAUGCCGACUCGUGUCCAAACAGGUAUUCGAGUCUUCCAGGCUCGUGCGAUCCUGAAGCUCCAUGGAACGAGAAUGGAACAGCUUUGCUGCUCCAGGAUUGGGGCUUCCCAAUGUUUUUCAUAGAAGAUGAAGAGGCCAUAAAUAACAUCACACAAUGCUUUAAAAACUUUAAUCUGCCUCUGGAUGAAACUCAGAAUGACCGGGCUCUCUGCGCUUUGGAACUUAGCAGCCAUAUGUUUUCUGCAGUCAACUCUCGUGUCUGCACCCGAAGGAACGAACUCAUGUCUCUCAGCAGCUCUUUCUCACCAAUCAAAUACUGCGACCCAAUCGGUGGCAAGAACAUUUACUUUCCAGUCCCACCGCUGAGAUCUCCCAGCGAGACUGCAAACGAGUCGGUGAUUAUCGUAGCCGCCCGCAUGGACGCAGCAUCUUUGUUUUAUGGCGCUGCUCCAGGAGCUCUCUCUGCUGUCACUGGCACCGUCACAGCAUUAUCCACGGCCAAGCUACUAUGGACUCUUUAUCAAAGCGCGCCUGUUGAAACAAAUGAGACGGUAUUAUUCUUGCUUUUGAAUGGUGAAACUUAUGACUACAUUGGCUCAACUCGUGUUGUCUACGACAUGAAGCAGAAGAUGUUCCCGAACCCUACCAAAUAUCUGAGCACUAAAAAUAUCAAAUUAUUUAUCGAACUAUCACAACUCAUGUCCCCAAAACAGUUGUAUUAUCACUAUAGGAAUGCAUCGAAUCCGGAAGUCGUUGAAAAUUUCAUUCAAAAGCUCUCAAAGUCAGUUCAAACAGUAAAUUUCCUUCCAGUAGACGGUUCUCUGCGUUUGCCUCCUGCAUCAUUUCAAACAUUUUUGAAAGAAGACCCGAACAUACCAGGCUUCAUUCUUACCAAUGACUAUAAGAAAUUCAACAACAGGUACUAUGAAAGUAUCUAUGAUGAUGCCCAGAAUUUGGGCUAUGAGUAUUCGAAUGGUACUAAAGGAAUAUUGCCGGGUUCCGUACAGUUUCUGUUGGCAAAUCUAUCAACAUCUUUAGCCCGCGCUCUUUAUGAAACAAUUUUCAAGCAGGCGGCACCAGACAAUGCAACAGUUACACCCAAGCAAGUGGAUGAGCUUUUAUAUUGUUACUUGGAGAACCAAAAUUGUUCGCUGUGGAGGUCUUUUGCCUGGGAUGCAAAACUGGACGCAAAGCCAGCAUCCCUUUACGUUGGUGUUGAUAGGCAUACGAAUGUUGCGACAACCUUCACAGCUCUGACUCUGGCAGAUUUUACUGCUAACAAGACUACCAUCCCCUUUGAGCAAUGCUCAACCGAUACAAAUACUUCAUUGGAUUGGAGUUAUAUCUGGAUGUACGGAGAUGCAACAAGUGGUCGGUGUAUCAAAACGUAUGUCAAGCUCACAUCUGCAUCUAGUCCUGCAUUUGAAAUCCCAGAUUACAAAUGGGAUUCAGGCGAGUUUCCAACAUGGACCGAGUCUGUUUGGAGUGAGUUCAGCAUGAGAAUGUUCCUGAAACCAUCCCGGAGCUAUGAAAUAUUUUCGUUAUCUCUCGGUGUAACGGUUAUUAUCUUGUCUCUCUUCCUAGUCCAAAGGGUUAAUCACUGCGCUGGUUCUAUCUUCAAUUCAACUCCGUCAAGUCCUGGUAGCUAGGGCUUAAAUGGAAAUCACAUAGCGCUGACAGUCCUAGAAGGAGCUGGAUCCCCCGUUUCUGUAUAAGACGAUAUCUUCGAUUCAAAGAUAUCCUCCUGAAACAACUUGUACUUACAAAAUGUUAAGUACUCAUAAUUUAUUUACUGUAACUGUUUGUUACUGUAACUAAUUUUGUGCACUUAUCUGUAAUUUCAGGGAUUCAUAUUCCCUCUGAAAGCUCCCCACUCAAUGUGUUACUGUCUCAUCUCCUCUUCUUGUUUUGAAUGUAAGUUUCGAUGCCGCAAUGGGUCAGUUGCAUAAAUCACUGAAUCGUGCUUUGAAGGUUGAAACUUAUAAAUAUGUAAAGAAGAUUAAAAUCCUCUCACAUUCAAAAUUUCUGUAUCAAUAUUAGUAGCGUUAUCUUUUCUUUAAAAACCUGAUCGAUUAUGGUCUGUCAGAACUGUCAAGACUUGAUUCUGGGAUUUAUGCAACUGUCUAGUUUUCAGAUAACUGUUUCCUCACCAUGAAUUAUGUAUCUCAAAGAGCAUUUAUUAAUCAAAGGGCAGUUGUAAGAUGUGUUUCAGGAUUUAGUAAAUGUUAAUGUUCCUUUAUGAGUUCCAUUAUAAUUAAAUCAACGUAUGCGAAAACGUCCGAUGACCAAGACAGCGUUUCAGAAUUUGAAUGGACAAUUUUGUCGUAACUUAACAACACAAGAUGGUUUAAGAUGUUAGGAAUGUAGAACAAUUUUAUAAAUAAUCCCCUAAGUGUAAUUAAACGUUUACAGAAGAGAUCAAUCCUAUUCAUCAGUGUCUUCGGACAAAAGAAACCCAAUUAUGAAACCCUGUAUUGGACAACGGACGUUUUCGCAUAUGUCAAUUCAAUUCGGUCAGUCACCCAGGCAUUGUUUGGAUAUCAUCAGUGGCGAUUUUUCAAGUUGGCAACACUGCUGUCCCUCCGUUCAAAUUCAUUAAAAAUAUUGAUUGUAAGUGAGGCAAACUGCCUCAGUAAAAAUAUAAUAUUUUAUAUACAUUUAAAUGGAGGAAAAACGGUGUCACCAACUUUCAAGAAUUGUAACUGAUUUGCAUGUGUAGCUGGUUUCUCUGAACUUCACUAUUAUAAUGGUCACCAACUUCAAGUGCAGGAAAGUUAUCUGAAAUUAGAUUUAUCAAUGUAUAAGAUCAGUAUUGUGCCUUAAAAGUCCAGAUGCAUUCUGGUCUUGAAGCCAGAAGGAAAGCCUACAACGGAAAGUCGCACUGAUUUAUUUUUGUCUUAAAUGGUACGAUAUUUUCAUUAUUGUUUUUUUUUUGGGGGGGGGGGGGGGGCGCCUCAACAGGUAAUUUAUCAGAGAUGAAUAAUCAAAUCUUAAAUGGAGGAAUAUCAGAGAGAUUUGCUGGGACCCACAGUGAUCUCUAGUCAGAGGAAUGUUUCCUUUAAUUCUUCAAAAUUGGAUUGAACUUAGAACCAAAUUAUUGAGUAAAAUAAAAAACGAUUUUGUAUUUUUGUCAAGAGUUUUAAGCCCUCCAAUCUCUAGGGUUAAAAAUCAAUGAGACUGCGUGAAGGCUGUAUUUAACAAAAGGAAGUAAAGUGAUGUUUUCAAGAAAAAAACAUCGAAACAAGUUUUGACUUUGUCCAGAGGUUUACGUUUUCUUGCCGAAAAUUUGAGGUUUACAAAAAAUCUAGUGUUUAAAGAUUUGACUUAAAGUCAAUUUUUUAUAUUGAGCCUUUGGUAGAAAUUAAUUCCCUUUGCUAAUUGCUGUCAUGUAAAAUUAAAAUUGCGUCCCGAAAAAUUCGUAUAAUUGAUUUUUUUCUUGCAUUAAGAGAGGCUAUUCAUUAUCUGUGAUAGGUAAAACAAGACGAAUGCAUUUCUUGAGUUGAUUAUUGUUCCCUAUAUUUAAGAAUUUUUGUCUUAUUUGAAUUAAAUGGCACUUAAAUGAUUAAUUUCUCUCCAAGUACUAAUUCAGUAUAUGAUUUAAAAUAAACUGAGCCUCAUUCUUUUUCGCUGGUUUCUAGUCAGGCAAUUAGUUGAAGAAAGCGAUAAUUUAAAUGAAAAAGUCCUUGACACUCAAUCAGCGUUAACGAAUCAAAGUCAACGAUGCAAUUUUAGGACAAACCAAAUUGUGGUUCCAACCUUGGCAAUCAGUAUAAU
Molecule: messenger RNA, 4400 nt
Organism: Bemisia tabaci
Lineage: Eukaryota; Metazoa; Arthropoda; Insecta; Hemiptera; Aleyrodidae
Gene: Nct
Product: Nicastrin
Biological process (GO): Notch receptor processing; protein processing
Cellular component (GO): plasma membrane
Source: RefSeq, a predicted model, not a curated record